ACAGACAGAUCUGACUAGGGAAUAUUGUUGGUCAGAACACAAUUAAAUUAUCUGUCAUACAGCAAAAUCAGCUUCUAAAUAUUUUGACUUUGGGUAAAUCGUUCAGUCUGAAGCUUCAAUUUUAUCCCUUAUCAAGAAAACUGCAAAGCAGCGACUCUUACCAGUUUUGGAGAAUAAACUCACCUGCGGCAUCACAUGGGAGAGAAAUUAUUUAAAUGCCCCAAUUUUGGGGAAAGCUUCCUGGGCCGCUCUGAUCCUUUCGAACAUCAAGCCCAAGCAACAGGCGAACUGUACAAAUGCCUCGAGUGUGGGAAAUGUUUUACUCACAGCAAGAACUUCAGCACUCAUCAGAGAAUCCACACUGGGGAAAAGCCUUACAAGUGCCCCGAAUGUGGGAAAAGGUACGGGGCCAGCUCAACUCUGAGCAGGCACAGAAAAAUCCACAUGGAAGAAAAGCCCUACAAAUGCCCCGAGUGCGAGAAGAGUUUCAGUUACAAAGCAGACCUCAUCAAACACCACCGGGUUCACACCGGGGAGAAACCUUACGUCUGUGGCGAGUGCGGGAAAAGCUUCAGCCAGAGCUCGAACUUUGUGACGCAUCAGAGAAGCCACACGGGAGAGAAACCUUACGAAUGCCCUGACUGUGGGAAAAGUUUUACUGUGAGUUCGAGCCUUAUCGAACAUCAGCGAGUCCACACGUCUGAGAAGCCCUUUUUGUGCGCGGAAUGCGGGAAAAGCUUCAACCGGAGCUCCCAUCUCAAUGUUCACCAGAGAAUUCACACAGGAGAGAGGCCCUUCCAGUGCCCCGAUUGUGGAAAAGGCUUUACUAUCCUUUCCACCCUUAGUAAACAUCAGAGAAUACACACAGGAGAAAAACCUUAUAAAUGUCCCAACUGUGAACGGAGCUUUAGGGUGAGCUCAAUUCUUACGCAGCAUAUUAGAACCCACACAGGAGAGAAACCGUACAUUUGUCCCGACUGCGGCAGAAGCUUCAGCCAAAAAUCGCCCCUCAUCGCUCAUCAGAAACUUCACGCUCGUAAGAAAACGCCGUAGGCGACUGUUCUGCGACAAAAGGUGCCGUCUGCACUGUACAUUUAAAGCAGUAUCAUACCACUUUAAAAACAGCCAUGGCU
Messenger RNA from Lacerta agilis (Sand lizard), 1133 nucleotides. RefSeq names its product zinc finger protein 572-like. The coding region runs from base 196 to 1053 and encodes 285 amino acids. The transcript has a single exon. Gene Ontology annotation, molecular function: DNA-binding transcription repressor activity, RNA polymerase II-specific. NCBI's taxonomy places the organism in Eukaryota, Metazoa, Chordata, Lepidosauria, Squamata, Lacertidae. The record is from RefSeq and is a predicted model, not a curated record. Gene Ontology annotation, biological process: negative regulation of transcription by RNA polymerase II.